CCCUCCCGCCGACAGACACCCAAUCCUGAUGCGCUUUCGUCUCGCGCUAGCCAAUGGCGGAGCAGAGCCGGUGUCUUCCCUCCUCCCCUCCUAGCUUCCCCUUCCCCUCUUAUGGUGGUUCCCUGGGUCAGUCCGUUUCUUUUAUCCAGCAGGGGCUUAAAAAGCAGCGAGGUCCCUUCCCCGUCGCAGAGUUGCCUCCUCCCUGCUGGGCUGCAGCCAAAGCCUCUGUGACUCCCGGACACAGUGGGUGAAGAUGUCGUGGAUGGUUCUGUUGGCGGCAUCCGCCGGGAUCGCUCUCGUCGUGGCCUUCCUGCUCUUGCUCUACUUGGCGUCGCCGCUGGCCAGCCCCAAACCGCUGUCGUUGUCCGGCGCGCACGUCGUGGUAACUGGUGGCUCCAGUGGCAUUGGAAAAAGUAUUGCUGUCGAAUGUUUUAAACAAGGUGCUUUUAUAACACUGAUUGCAAGAAAUGAGAGCCGGUUGUUGGAGGCAAAAAAAGAAAUUGAAAAGUACUCCAUUAAUGAUAAGCAGGUUGUACAUGCUAUUUCUGUUGAUGUUUCUAAAGACUGUGCUGAUAUGGAGAGAGUCCUAAAACAAGCUCAAGAAAAAUUGGGUCCAGUUGACAUGCUUGUAAACUGUGCUGGAACAUCAGUGAAUGGAAAAUUCGAAGACCUUGAGAGCAGUAGAUUUGAGCAAUUAAUGGCCAUCAACUACUUGGGUAGCGUUUAUUCAACACGUGCAGUAGUUGCCACCAUGAAGGAACGAAGGAUGGGAAGGAUUGUGUUUGUGUCAUCCCAGGCUGGGCAAGUUGGACUGUUUGGUUAUUCAGCUUAUUCUGCAACAAAGUUUGCUCUUCGAGGAUUAGCUGAAGCUUUGCAAAUGGAGGUCAAGCCCUAUAAUAUCUAUGUCACGGUUGCGUAUCCUCCAGAUACCGACACACCUGGCUUUGCAGAAGAAAGUAAGACUAAGCUUUUAGAGACCAAACUCAUUUCGGAAUCAUCAUCUGUCUGCCAGCCCGAUCAUGUUGCCAGAGUAAUUGUUAAAGAUGCUGUACAAGGGAAAUUCAGCAGUUCUGUUGGAACAGAUGGUUACAUGUUGACAAUACUGACCAGUGGCAUGUCGCCAAUCUCUUCUAUUGCUGAAGUGCUAGAGGCGGUUAUUUUAAUGGGCUUUUUUCGCUUCAUUGGCCUGUUUUAUAUAGCAAGUUUUGACAGCAUAGUUCACCGAUGCAUGGUACAGAAGGAGAAAUCUGAAAAGACAGACUGAAGCAGAAUGCCUUUCAGAAUUUGAGUGCUAUUUAAAGAGUUAGACAAUUUGCUGCUAAAUGAGACUGUAUUUGUGGCCUAAAUACACCUCAUAGAAAUAUUGUGUAUGUGGAAGAGGUGGUGAUCUUCGGUGGUGAUAGAAGGAAACGUUCAACUCCAGAAAGUGAGACUAUGCAAAAGUGCUAAUGAAGAAGACUGCAAUUCCCCCCCAUCCCCACCCGUGCUUUGAAGUAAUAAGCAGAUUGUUGCCUUAGAAAUGAGCUUUUUGGAAGAGCAGAGCUUCAGAGUGGCCUAUUUGCUGGUAAUUCUGGACCAACAUUAAUUGUGUUAGCAAUGGGGAAGAACUGAUUCAGUGAUGCACAUCUUAAUCUAAGGGCUGGUUCAAACAUGUUAUAUCAUUUGGUACUAUCCUUCACAACUGUACUACUUUAAUUAGCCUGAUAGCCGGAUUUCCAGGGCACUGCUAGAUAUGUUUGGCAACUUCUGUGAAGUGUUCCAAUGUGAGUUGGGCCAAGUUUAGUCAUAAAAGCAAAGCUUGUAAACUGAGAUGGUAUCCCAAAGCUGAAAUGUACUAACUGAGCCAAGGUCUCUUCUGUGAGGUAAUUUCCAUAUCUAGCAAUGCCCUAUCACAUGAAAUUGAUAUGGGAGUCCUUAAAUGAGCAUCCCACCCCUUUAAAUCUGAGGUGAUGCAGUUGCAAAAGAGGACUCUACUAAGUUGGAGAAUGAACAUUCUACCAGUUUUCAGGCUCUAGCCCAACACUGAAUACUUAAGUCUAGUCUUUCCCACUCCUGACAUAACAGGAACACCCAGUAAGUUUUGUGAAGUAUGCUACAUAUUGUAGUAAUAGAGCACUAUUAUGUUAUAUAUAGAAAUCCUUAAUGUCAGAAUUGUAUUCAUAUGAUCCUAAGUUAUCUGUGCAGGAGCAAUCAAGGAUUCUUUUAGCAGUUGUAUGUCUUUGGAAUGAUGAAGGACCUGUUCCUUGCUGAGACAGGGAGCUUUUUUUUCUUUUUUCUUUUUCUUUUUUGUCUAUGACCAAGGAACUCCUGUCUAAGCAAAACAAUGUGAUGGCAUUAGAAGUAAUUGUACACUUGUAACUUGAGUUCAUGUUUCUCUCUGCCAGCUUAGUAAAACAGAAGUGAUUUUUACAUUGCUGUAAUUCACGCUUCAGAAAUGCAGACUGGAUACUAGAUAGAAUUAACUGUAGCACAAAAGUACUAGGUUCCUCCUCUAGCAAUGUAGCUUACAAGACUGUCAAUACUGUUUCAAGGCUUUAAUCCCAGGGUGCCAACUUUAUCAACCACAUGGAAUCUGGACUUCUAAAAAGCCACUCAGUGGGCUCUGGUGGUUUGCUCUGUCUAAAUGAAAACUAAUUUUCAUUGUCAACAGAUUUCACUGAACCCUAAAGAAUUCAUAAAGAAUUCCUGCAACAGCUUGUCAUUAUCUAAGUGCCUCAGAUGACUCUCUUGCAAGAGCCUCCCAUGUUUGUUAACUAGCAGAGAUGCUUUUUAAGCACCAGAGGCUGCCCUCCAGCAUUUUCUUCAAUAUUAUAUGAGGUUUUCUUUUUCUCUGUGUCUGUCUAUGGAGGUGGGGAUUUUUUUACGUUCUUAAAAAAUAUUUCCAUUGGAGAUCACCUCAUGGGACCAGAUCAAGCCUAGCAGUUUCUGGUUCAGCUCUACUAUUAAGUCUUCCAAACUUUAAUAGAUUUUAAAAUCUUUGUAAGUGAUCCAGUUUUCAGUGCUAAAUGUUUAAGAUAGUGAGUGGCUAUGUUUACUUCUUGGUUCUUAUACAUGAGCACAAGUUUUGGUUCUCCAGUGCUGUGCGAAGUGAACCUGGAAAUUGCCAAUUUAGAUAUAAGCACUUGGGCUACUUUUGCCAUCUUGACAAGCUUGGAAGGCUUCUGGUUACAAACAAUGGAGAUUGUGUAGUAGGAGUCCUUGGUAAGUUGUGCUCAGUGUAUUCCUAAAGGCACAAACACUUCAAGUAUCUCAUUCAAACUAGCAACUGUGCUUCAGAAUUAUUUUGAUGCACCCAUACAUUGAAGCAACACACUAGAAAAAGUAGCUUUGUAUGUAGUCCUUGGAAUGCUUCGAUACAAAUGGUCAAAGCAGGACUCCUCUCCUGUUCUGCUGUCAGUUAGUGAAUAUGCUUAGACAGCUAUAGAGCACAGUUUAAGCUAGCUAACAAGGAGUUAAAAACUUGAAUUCUGAGGUACCUUAAAGCAGUUUAGAAAAUGCUUAUUAUUCAGAAAUGCCAAAUAACCAAACAUUUUUUAACGUGCAAGUCACUUGCACAUCUGCUUUUCACCACCACUUAGAGCUGCUGUGCAUGUUCCAAGUCCCCAUGGAUUCAAAGUCAAUGGAGCUUUAAUGUGCUUAUCUGUGGCUGCACCAUGACCAGUUUUUCUUCACAACUGAAUAAAAGUGUCUUCUUGUGUUUCCAGGUUUACUCUUGAAUUACUAAACAUUCUGAAGUUACUUAGCAGUAUGGCUCAUGUUCAGUUCAAAUAGAUUUUAUGUACGAAGGAAAUGGGUAAAUUUGCCUACAAUUAUACUGUGAAAUGUUAAGCACUUUUUAAUGUUAACACUGAGUAUGGCUAAAACCCGCAGCCUGUCCAUGCUUGUUGCUUCACAAAGUGUUGUGCCACAAUUGUAAAUUUUAAUAUUUUGUAUUUCACUAAAUAAAUGGAAAUAUUACAUUUAA
Molecule: messenger RNA, 3964 nt
Organism: Hemicordylus capensis (graceful crag lizard)
Lineage: Eukaryota; Metazoa; Chordata; Lepidosauria; Squamata; Cordylidae
Gene: KDSR
Product: 3-ketodihydrosphingosine reductase
Exons: 10
Coding region: 254-1264 (336 amino acids)
Biological process (GO): sphingolipid biosynthetic process
Cellular component (GO): endoplasmic reticulum membrane
Molecular function (GO): 3-dehydrosphinganine reductase activity
Source: RefSeq, a predicted model, not a curated record